Laccaria bicolor S238N-H82 is the source of this 1886-nucleotide messenger RNA. RefSeq lists its product as uncharacterized. Gene Ontology annotation, cellular component: Golgi apparatus. Gene Ontology annotation, molecular function: GTPase activator activity. Lineage: Eukaryota; Fungi; Basidiomycota; Agaricomycetes; Agaricales; Hydnangiaceae. The coding region runs from base 1 to 1656 and encodes 551 amino acids. The transcript is spliced from 6 exons. Gene Ontology annotation, biological process: endoplasmic reticulum to Golgi vesicle-mediated transport; endocytosis; intra-Golgi vesicle-mediated transport. The record is from RefSeq and is a predicted model, not a curated record.
AUGAACGUGACAUUUAUUUAUAGCGACGCCGCUCGGCAGAAGAGUGCAGGGAUGCUCGACAGUCGCGAUUUGAAACUGAUACCUCCCCGUCGAUCACAAAAGCCCCCUUCAUCGUCUCUUCCCGCCUCUUCAAAUCAAACGGGAUCGAUGUCAAGCCAGAACAAGUUGACGACAGAUCGGAAUCAACGGGCUGUGCUCGAACUUGCAACAAAGCCAGGAAACGACCUUUGUGCGGAUUGCAAGGCUCGGCAUCCUCGAUGGGCUUCUCAUAAUCUUGGAAUUUUUAUAUGGAAGAGCUUGACCAUGGACUCGUGGACGAAGGAUCAGGUUGAUAGUAUGAGAGCCAUGGGCAAUUCUAAAUCCAACUCGAUAUACAACCCAAACGAAAUACGCAACCCUCCGCCACCAAAUUUGGAGGACACCGAACGGGAUAGCGAGCUUGAACAAUACAUCAGGUCUAAAUACGAGUACCGGCGAUUCAUUGAUAAAUCGGCGCUGGUGGCAUCAAAACUUGGUCCUUCGCGAUCGGCGUCCAUGGUCACCUCAAGAUCUGUUUCUUCUCCCAUCACAAACCUUCCCCGUACUUCAAGUCCAUCCACUGCUGCUGUAUCCGCUACCACUGCCAGUGCACUACCUGCCCAUAUGAAACAGUCAACGGCUUCGUUAUCGCCUGCACAACCUUCUGAUAAGGCUCCCUUUGAUGGCGCAAGACCCACCCCGCAACGUUCCGUAUCUCAGCCUAUCGUUCACCAAACUCAGCAGACACAGGUUCAAAGCGGGACACCACAAGGUGGCGUCUGGGAUGACCUCGUCGCACUUCAGGCGGUGCCUGCGUCAUCGUCUUCAUUGCCUCUUCAAUACCAGCAGCAACAAGCCGCCCUGCCAGCCUUUUCCCAGGGUUUGACAGCCGUCUCACAAACCCCAUACGGGACCAACGGCUAUUCUAACGGAAUGACGACUGGAAUGAGCACAGCUACUUUCCAACAGCAAUCAUUUGCAGAUAGCAAUCCUUACUCUCAGCCCCAAUCUGCCUUUGCUGCAUCGACGACGUUCACACAACCCCAGUCUUACGGCCAGCAAUACUUUAUGGGUCAACAACCGUCAGGUACCUUCAGCGCUUCUUCCCAAGGGCAAGUCUUCCACCCUCAGCCUCAGUCAACACUUCAGGUUCAGAUCCCACAAAACCGGUCAUUCCUUACGUCUUCCCAAACUUUCAUGUCCGCCCCUGCUAGCCAGUCGCAGUUCAUGACGCCGAGCCCUGCCCAACAGUUCCUCUCUCCCAGUCCCAACCAGCAGCUCCUUUCACAUAGUCCACAACCGCAGUUACAGAUGCAGCAGCAGCCACAAAGGCAGUUCUCAUCUUCACCGUCAUCAAUAAUGACGGGCAUGUCGCAUGGGCAGCAGCAGCAGCAGACGCAGACGCUGGCAAACGGUCAACAACAAAUGUCGACAAUGUCUACCCCAUCGUAUGGUCAUAACUACUUCCUGGCCUGGAACCAAGUACCGCAACAGCAGGCGCCAGGACAAUCCUUGCAGGCUCUUCCUCAGCAGAUGUCGUCCCCGGCCCAAUAUAAUAGUGCCUACGCUGGAGGACAGAUGUACAGCGCAAGUAGUUAUCAGGCUCCGCUUGGCGCGCAGCAGUGGGGUGCGAUGUAAUGAUGCACACGGACGGACGAUCUAGGGGAUAAGCGUCUGUACGUUGGUUGAUAAUCGUUUUCUUCUUUCUUUUUUCAGGACUGGGAUGGAUCUCUCUCUCAUACGGCUUAAUUCGCAACUUGUACAUAAUUGUUCUGGCGUUGUUCUUUCUGUGCUUUCUUCCCUACAGUACAUUUAAUUACCCACUAAUGUAAACACAAUGUUUUCAAUGUUAUAUCCGCUACCUUUGC